Messenger RNA from Parathielavia appendiculata, 865 nucleotides. RefSeq lists its product as uncharacterized. The coding region runs from base 151 to 645 and encodes 164 amino acids. The transcript has a single exon. The record is from RefSeq and is a predicted model, not a curated record. NCBI's taxonomy places the organism in Eukaryota, Fungi, Ascomycota, Sordariomycetes, Sordariales, Chaetomiaceae.
AAAGGGGUGAUCCUAUGAGCCUGCCACUGGUCCAAUUCACUCUCAAUGCGACCCUGGAUCCCGGUCAGGCCGCCGAGAGCCGGGAGGAGAGGCUCGUUGCCUGGGAGAACAUCGAGGUGAAGCUGGAGGUAAUAGGUGGCGUCGACGGCGAUGGCACAGUUUUCGAGUUCGCUCAGAGGGUGGGCCCUAAAGGUGAGACGAGCGUCAGCGCCUUGGACUCGGUCACAAGGAAGGUAUGGGAGGUUGGAUUACGUACACUGCCUGGUUGUAGAUGAAGGGAUCCCCGAUGAGGUCUUCCAUGUUUCCGUUAGCGUCGAUCGUGUCAAGAGGCGUCCAGCAGCGAGGCGGGCAGAAAUCGUGUCUGGAUUCAGGAAGAAUCGUGCGCGCCCCCUCAGCUCGUUGCAGUCCGAGACCCCAGCACCGAGUCGCCAGUUCCUGUGCACAGCAGGGGCGGUCACUCCGAGGCAGGCCUUCCCGUCCGGCUGUCCCAAAUGCGCCCCAAGAACACAAAAAAUCGUCGGUGGAAGGAAGUUGUCGAGGUGCUUGUCAGGUUCUCGGAGGGCCGCCAGUUUCAAACGUAACCAGGACCCGCGGUACGGGUGCAACAAAGAUGCGUUGGCACCGCUUUUCGUCGCAAGUCGCUGAACUGGUCACCAGGCACAAGAAUUGGCCCACGAGGGUGCCGAAGUCGCUAGGCCGUGCUGGCGCGGGGCAAUGACUAGGAGAGCUCCAGAAGGCAGAAGAAAGGAAGGAUCGGAAGAGAGAAGAGACUUGAAUAGACAACUUACUCGGCAUGGUGAAGGCACUACCGAUGAGGGGUCCACAACAAUCGCGGCAAGCUCUCUCUCCCACGCGGCUGGCACCU